CGCAGCUAUAUAAGCUCAGGAGCUCCUUGAGGAGGAGACAGUCGCAGUGAGUUGAAGUCAUGACAACAACAUCCAUGUUCAGCGGGUUGGAGCCUAAUACUCGAAGCAGCUCCAGGGUCCUGAUGCCUCCAGGUGGUGGCUCAAGCUUCUCUUUUGGGGUGGGCGAGGCUCAGGCACAGCAGCCUACAAGGAAGCACAAGAUGGCUUCUGACAUAUUUGGUGUUUUAGACAAUGAACCAGCAUCCACCAAACAAGCACAGGAGACUGGUACUUCUGAUGCAUGUGAUGACUUGGAUUCAGCAGCACAGAGGACAUGUCAAUCAGAGGACUUUAGCAAUGCCAGUGGUAACAUGUCUGGGAUUUCAAAAUUACAGCAAGCAGGCAGGAGCCAUUUUGAGGACACUGUUAUUAAGGAGGAAACGGCAAUGCUAGAAACUGAAUCUGGAAAGGAACAAUCGGAAGUAGCUGGAGAACCCGCACAGCCAGCACAAGCCCCAAGCAGAAGAAACCCUCCUGGGGGAAGAUCCACUCUUGUUCUAGGUUGAAUGCCUUAUUGUGAACUGUUCUUUCCUUGGAUUUUUGUUCCCUUCAGUUUGACUCCACAUCUGGCUGCACAUAUAAGCUCCCUUGUUAUUUAAAGCACUUUGGUCCUGCCAUCUUUUCUAUGGACUGUUCUCCAUGUGUGUCUUGGGAUCUACUGGAAGACGCAUGAAUUUCUAGUAGUACUGUUUGUUUUUUUUAAUGUUUCUCAUAAUAAAGAAAUUGUCCAUG
Molecule: messenger RNA, 771 nt
Organism: Xenopus laevis (African clawed frog)
Lineage: Eukaryota; Metazoa; Chordata; Amphibia; Anura; Pipidae
Gene: jpt1.S
Product: Jupiter microtubule associated homolog 1 S homeolog
Exons: 6
Coding region: 60-545 (161 amino acids)
Cellular component (GO): nucleus; cytoplasm
Source: RefSeq, a predicted model, not a curated record